UUCCGAUCAAGUCAGACAUUUCAAAUUCUCCCGAAGUAAAAAGGGCAGCACAUGUGGAAGACAAGCAAAAAGCCGAAAACGGUUCAACGGCUAAAGAAAUUAACCAUGAGAGUAGUUCACCUGAAGAAUUAGCUGAUAGCCUAACCGAUGAAGAAAGCGAUAGAUUAGACGAUCCAGAUUUAGCUGAAGAUAAAAAUGGUAAUAAACCGAAGGUAUUGACGGGUUGGCAAAAGAAAUUGCUGGCAAGGCAAGAGUAUCGUAAGAAGCUUGCAGAAGAUCCAGCAUUCGUACCUCAUCUUGGGGAAUUUUGGGGACAUGAUGAUCGGUUCAUAAGAGAUGAAUUAAAAAAUGAUUUUGAUCGCCGCCCGAGAAAUUUACCUUUUGCACCAAAAGUAGUUUGGGGUGUUAAUGAACCCAGAGGUCGAUGGGAUCACGACGGUUUUGAGGAGUUAAUGAAGAUGGAGGAAGAAGAACGGCGUAGGAAAGAGUUUCAACGCAGGUUUCAACUUCAACAACGUCGUGGCUUUAGACCCCGA
Racocetra persica is the source of this 536-nucleotide messenger RNA. The record is from the annotation of a GenBank genome assembly. Lineage: Eukaryota; Fungi; Glomeromycota; Glomeromycetes; Diversisporales; Gigasporaceae.